AUGACCAGGUAUUCCCCGGACAGUGAGGCGCCAGCGGUCAUCGUCUUGACUUUGUUCUUGAUGGUGACAUCCAUCCUGGGCUCGCUAGCAAGACUCGGGACCAAAUGGUGGAAAUUUGGCAGUCUCUUUCAGGAUGACUACCACAUACUCCUUGCGCUGCUCAUGUCAAUUGCUCAAUCGGUGGCCGUUUCAAUCGCAGUUCAGAAUGGCUAUGGAGACCAUUUGACAAAGCUGGGCGAUACAAAAGUUGAAAGUAUCAUGAAGUCGCAAUACGUCGCUACCAUGUUCUACAUCCUCGCUAUCGCUUUCUCUCAGCUCGCCUUUCUCUGCUUUGUCCAACACCUUACUCCCACCUCUCAGAGCCGGGUUGUGUUUCUCGCUCUGCAGAUCAUCAUCGCUGCCUGGGCAAUAUCAGGGAUCUUUGCCUCCGCGUUUCAGUGUCAUCCAGAUCGAUGGGACUAUCUACAUGGCAGUUGUUAUGAUCGAGAAGCAUUCUUCAUCUAUCUGGGGGUUUCGAACAUCUUCACCGACGUGGCCAUCAUUGCGCAGGCCGUCCAGGUUAUUGCCAUUGUGCAGACAACCUGGAAGAGAAAAGCCAAUAUCAUGGCCGUCUUUUUGUUUCGCGUGAUUGUCCCUGGAGCAUUGAUUGCCCAAGUCUAUUUCGUCCAUCGCACCAUCAAUUCGUCCGAUCCCACCUCCGAGACGUGGUCGGUCACUGUUGCCUCCCAGUUGGUGCAGUGUCUGAGCAUAGUGACGGCCAGCGCACCGCAGUUUAUCCCCUUCCUCAAGCAACUCCAGUCCACUGGCAUGAGACUCGACGGAAUGACUCGCUACACGCUCUCCAGCCAGCAGAAAUCGUCCCGCACCAAGUACUUCCUCUCUGCCGAUCGAAGACGCACUGGCAAUGAGUCCACCCAUGAACUCGAUAAUAUCCCCCUGGCAACAACCAAAACGGUAGUCACAUCGAAUAUAAAUGGCACAGAAGAUGACCAUGAUGACGAGAGCCAGUCGAGUCAAACAGGCAUCAUCCGCGAGACUCGGACAUGGACGGUGACGGAGGAGCAUACAUGUCUUCCUGGUCACGGCGGAUGA
Molecule: messenger RNA, 1092 nt
Organism: Aspergillus thermomutatus
Lineage: Eukaryota; Fungi; Ascomycota; Eurotiomycetes; Eurotiales; Aspergillaceae
Exons: 5
Coding region: 1-1092 (363 amino acids)
Source: RefSeq, a predicted model, not a curated record